Messenger RNA from Manacus vitellinus (golden-collared manakin), 8273 nucleotides. It is a transcript of the gene RTKN2, whose product is annotated as rhotekin 2. NCBI's taxonomy places the organism in Eukaryota, Metazoa, Chordata, Aves, Passeriformes, Pipridae. Gene Ontology annotation, biological process: positive regulation of cell population proliferation; hemopoiesis. The record is from RefSeq and is a predicted model, not a curated record. Bases 813 to 2564 code for a protein of 583 amino acids. The transcript is spliced from 14 exons.
UGUGACUGGUCUACCUCAGUCAACCACCCUUCAUCACCUGUCUUGUGCAGGAGCAACUUUAAGACCUAGAGGAUGAUCAAAUUGCAGUUCAAAGUCAUGCAGUGUUUAAUUUGAUUUUUAAGGUUUUCAGGUUUGAUCUCAGAAACUGUUUUCCAAAUUCAUAUGGGGGUGGAUUUUUUGUAACUUACAAUUUCUGUUAUGAAAAGUAUUUUGAUUGCAUUUAUCUCAUACAUGGUGACUUAAAAAGGCUACAGUAAUUCGAUCUGGAGGCAUUUCAAGAUCUGGUUGAUGUCAGGAAUACUUUGAGGAGUCAGUUUCUGGAAUCUUAUCUGGAAAAAGGAAAAAUAAUUCCUCAUACUUUUUUAGCCUUCUACAGUUUCUUUUAGAAAUCCUAUGGGAACAUAAAAUGAUUGAAAAAUAGUUCAUUGAAGCACCUGGCAUCGAAGUUUUGCUGGUGGCAUCAUAGAGAGAUGCGACCCCCAUGCCAUUGGGAGCACUGGAUGGAGGACUGCAGAACACUAAAAAACCUUGAGCAGAAGAUGAGAAAGCUCUCGGUGUAAAAUUAAUCUGAGAACACCAGAAAUAACACCUGUAUGUUACAGGAUGAUGCCUUCAACGACUGGCUCCAUGACUACCCUAGAGAAGAUACCUUCUUCACACUGCUCAGGUCUACAUGUUGCCUUUCUGCCCAGCUACGAGAAUGGAAAGGCUUCAACUGACCUCAGCAGGCUGCAAUGGAGAAAUGAGUUACUGAGGCUCCAGUAAGCAUUGAGGAACGUGACAUCCAGGAGAAGAUUGACUUUGAGAUCCGGAUGCGUGAGGGCAUCUGCAAACUGCUGGCAGUGAGCACCCAGAAGGACCAGCUCCUGCGUGCGGUCAAGAGCCUGAUGGUCUGCAAUGCUCGGAUACGGGCGUACAGGACACAGCUACAGAGCCAUGCAGGAGAGCCAGACCCGUGCAGAGCUGGAGAGCAGUCUUCAGAAAAUGGGACAAAAGACCGGGUGGCAUGCAGAGCAAAGGUUGCCAUAUCAGAUAUUCGGAUACCAUUAAUGUGGAAAGGCUCUGAUCACUUCAGCAAUAAAGAAAAAUCACAGCGCUAUGCAGUUUUUUGUUUGUUCAGAAUGGGAGCUGAGGUUUUUGAUACUGAGGUGAUCAUUGUGGAUAAAGCAAUAACAGACAUCUGUUUUGAAAAUGUAACCAUAUUCGAUGAAGCAAGACCAGAUUUCCAGGUGAAGGUUGAAGUGUAUAGUUGCUGCACAGAGGAGUCUUUAUGUAUAACAAACACUCCUAAGAAACUAGCAAAGAAGCUUAAAACGUCCCUCAGCAAAGCUACAGGGAAGAAACUCAAAGCUGCCCUGGAAGAAGACAGCACUGAAUCCCUUUUGCCUGCUGACCCAGUCAUCCUUGAAGCAAAGUACAGUUUGCUGGCAUAUACCACUUUGGGGCUGGAGAGUGCCGAGGACAAUUUCAGGACCCACAACCUUACCAUUACAGGAAAUGAGGAAUCCUCUUUUUGGCUCCCCUUGUAUGGAAACAUGUGUUGCCGUUUAGUUGCUCAGCCCUCCUGCAUGGCCAGGGAUGUGAUGGCAGGAUUUCUAAAUCAGCAGCAAACAGUAGGAAGUCUAACGAGCUGGCAGAGGCUGUAUUGUGUACUAAGAGGUGGCAAACUCUUGUGUUAUUACUCACCAGAAGAAAUUGAGGCCAAGCUGGAGCCAGCAUUGACAGUUUCCAUCAACAAGGAAACCAGAAUUCGAGUCGUGGAUAAGGACUCCAGGAGGAGAACUAAUAACUUCUCUGUUAUCAACCCCGUGUCUGGAGAGGCUGUGAUGCAACGCUUUGCUACUGACAAUAGGGAUGAACUUCACAAGUGGAUGGAGGCUUUCUGGCAGCACUUUUAUGAUCUGAGCCAGUGGAAACAUUGUUGUGAGGAACUUAUGAAAAUUGAGAUUAUGUCACCACGGAAACCACCUUUGUUCUUGACAAAGGAAGCGACCUCCGUCUACCAUGAUAUGAGCAUUGAUUCUCCAGUGAAACUUGAGGGCUUAGCUGAUAUCAUACAAAGGAAAAUUGAAGAGAGUGAUGGUGAGUUCCUUCUUGACCAGCAAAAAGAGUCUGCAUCUGCCCUAUGGGCUUCACUCUUCGAUGGAUCUCAUGAGAUGACUGUUCAGAAGAACAUGCCUCUGGACCCAAAAGGAGAUACAAGUCCUAAUGACAGCAGAGGAAAGAAAAGAAGAGCUCCACCUCCACCCUCCCAUAAGUCACCAUACAGUGCAAAAGCACAGGUGAACACAGAACAACUGGGCAAAGAAAAAUGGGGGAAGCCUGACCACACAUCUACCAGUGGUUCUUCCCUUGAGUCAGUGUUGGCUACAAAAAUGCAGCAGCUGCAGACACCUGUUGCUGCUCCUCGCAAAAUCGGUCCUUGUAGAAAAAGCAGUUUAGCUGGUCAGGGGAAUCCCAUUUCUCUGGUUAACAAGAGCAGGUCUGAAACCAAACCAGUACCAACCCCUAGACAGAAAGGCAUCACAGAACUGCUAGACCCUAGGUCUUGGUUGCAGCCAUAGAUGACAUAAUUAACUUACAGAGUCCCUGGAAUUUAAAGUUUCUCAGCCUUCUACUAAUACUCUUGGUAAAAAUAGAUUUUAGCAUAUAGCUUUUCUGAAUUGAGGCUACAGUGUUUUUCUGUUUGCCAGGGCAUUACUGGUAGCUGCAGUCUCAGCUGUGCUCAUUAGCACUCACAUCUAAAUAAUAGCACUAGAACAGGGGAAGUUCUCUCUAUCUGGAAUAACGGAGCUAUUUAGGAAAACAGUGGUUUGGUACUUUCCUCUUGAAAAACCAGCAGUGUUCAGGGUAACUUCAGUGUCCCCACAGCCCAGGUGUUACUGACGCCUUCUAUCAGUCCCACAGCUUAGCCCAUCCACAGCUCCUGAGACUACUUCAAUUGGGAGUUCACACACCUUCAGCACAGAUCUUGCAAAACCAAUUUUCUUGGGCUUCACGCUUGGCUUAACCUAAAAUAUCCUUAUCUCUCCCUCAUUGUUUGGGAACCACUGCUUAUAUGGUAAUCUACCAUGAAAAGUUACUGCGCCGUUCUGAACACUCCGUACGAAUUUCUGAGGCAGUUCUAUCAAGUAUUGUGGGAUUUCCCAAGUUCUUGCUGGUUCAUGUGCUGUCCGAAUGGGCCAGGGUUAUCUGUCUAUGAGCAAGGAUAUGAUCCAUCACUGCUGCUUAUUUUGGACUAACACUGUUCAGAAGCAGUGCUGUGUAUGAGCACUCAGGAUUUCAUCUCAUGGUUGUUUUUCCUGAUCAGUGUGGCUCUGUAGCACAGCUUCUCCUUUGUGGAGCCCCUCAGCUGCUCCUGGUAGGGAGCUGGUUUGUAAACAUGGCAAUGUUACUGGUAAACAAACAGGGAUUUUCACCACUUGUUCUUUCUGCAAUUGCAGGGAAUAAAUACUUCAGGUGAAAAUACUGAACUUUGAUAUUCUUCCCUCAGACUGUUCACAGUUUCUGCAAGAAGCAUGGGUUGUCAGGGUUCCUGUGGCACCUGCAAAACAUCUAUUGCAUACAGAAAAUCUGUGUUCUUCUGGAUCCACAGCUUAAAUACCCAACCCUUUUCUUGGCUGAUGCGUUUAUCUAAGAUGCUGGAAUUCAUCCACCAGCAAAGGUCUGCCUGCAGUUCUCUCUCUAGAGCCUUGGUACUCAGACCUGUCUUGAGAGGAUCAUAUCAGCAGCUGUAUACAUACAGUUCUUUAUUUAUUUUUUUUUUCCUAAGUGUGGAUGGCUUUGGGAGCUUUACCGUUUCUCCAGAAGGUAGUGUGGGUUGGUUUGGUUUAUCUAUUUUUUUGUCUUCUGCUAAGCUCUUGGCUGCACAGCUGUAAAGGUAUCUGCUGAAUUCCCUCAGUAGUUCAUUGGCUAUAUGGGAUAGGGCUUGAGAGGCAGGUUUCAUUUACAGAUCCUUCCAUGGGAUUAAAGCCCUUUGUUUCUAGAAUGUCCUUGUUCAUUCUUCGUUUAAUCACAUUCCAUUUUCCCUCCGAAACAACCAUAAUCAUUCUUACAAUAAAUCAUGCUGUUACUUAAGUGGAUGGUUUGUGAAUGGUUUAUAAAUAGGAACAGAAAAACUGAAGAAUAACUACAUGAUUAUGUAAAUCAGGCAGUCGACUAAGUGGACUGCACAACUCUGAACAAGAAAUAGGAAAAAUAAAGGGGGGGGGAAGCAUAUUUUCCAAAAUGCAGCUUAUUUAGCUUUAAAUCUAGUCUUAAACGCUGCUGUGCUCUGAAAGAAAAAAAUACCUUUUUCUUGGUAACCCCCUUCCAUUUAGUGGUUAUAUUUAAAAAUAAAUCUCAUAAAUAUAUAAGGCAAGAAGGCACCAUAAUGAGGAUUUAUUUUUAAAUUCAACAGGCCAUUGAAUUUCAAUGAGCAGUUUCUCUAUUAAAUUCGGUGGCUUUGUUUUGAACUGAACAUACAUAUUUUAGCAAGGCAUUUAAUAUUAAUUUGAAGUCUUCAAGUGAUGAGAAUUCAGUUAUGCCUCCUGUUGCAAUAGUUAAUUACCCCAGGUACAUUUUUCACUUGAUUUUCUAUUUGCAUUUCUAGCUCCACCUUAAGUUAUUUUGGUCUUUUUAUGCAUUUGAUUGCUUAUAUUGAUCUCUGUAGUAUCAGCUUUUCUAAUUGCUUGUGUGUAGCUGUAAAUCAUGAUUAUGUCCCUUUUAACCUUUUCUCUGAUGAGACGUACUGAAUUCCUUAACUUUCUUGUUGCAGUGAAUGUUAUCCAAGACUAAUUAAUCUUCACGUUCUUCUCUGUACUUCUCACGUAUAGAAAUAUUUUUAAGGCUGACAUCUGAAUGAGAUGUCAAUAGUGAUCCAUCAGGACUGUAUAGAGACACAACGUGAUCCUCUUACUCUGAUGAAUAUCUCCCUCUCCUCUUUCUUCAAAAAUUGCAUUAUGCUUUUUUUUGUGGAAGCAUUACCUUGGAUGCUGACUUUUAUGGCUCAAGGCUUCUUCGGAGUCUUUCUCAAGAAUGCGGUACAUCAUCCUCUUAUUAUCCUACCUUAUAUUUUCUUAGAUAUACACACUGUAUUUUACCAGCACUAAAAUACUGCUCAUGAAGUGAUCCAGAUUGCUCUGUAUAAGUGACCUGUCCUCAUUCUUUACUACUACAGCAGUCUGCAUGUCCUUUGCAAAUUUAUUGCAAGUGAUUUUUACAGUUUCUUCCAGAUCAUUGAUUUUUAAAAUUGAAUGCAAGGCAAGGUUUAUAGAGAGAGGUGGUAAGUUUUUAUUACAUUAGUGACAUGGGUAGGAGGUUGGGGAAAAGGAAACAGACAGGCCACUGAGUUGCUUUCAUCCCAGAGCCUUUAGAAAAUUGAGUAAGAUGGAAAACAGCUAUACUUGUUGCUGAAUUCCUAUUAAUACUGUAUUUUGAAAUUAGUUUUCUGUCUUCAGCAAAACAUUCUAUAUUUAUUUGAUCUAGUACUGAUAUUUUUAGGGAAAUUACAUGUUCACUGGUUUGCAGUAGGUGACUUAGGGUUCUUGUGGGUAACACCUCAGUGCAGGUGUCUUUGCAAGCCAAGCUUACUACAUCAGAGAGUGAAAUGCAACCUGUUGUUCAAGACCAGUUCUCCAUGAAGAUAUGUUUAUUUAUAUUUUAUAUCUAUCCUUAAAUUAGACUCAUGUGGGCCAGUUCAUGAUAUUGCUGUGAUCACCACUAAACAAACUAGGCCAUUAAUUACCCUAAUCAUCCUGCUUCAGAACUAUAAAAUCCCUAUUAUGAAGCAACAGUUGACUUCAGGUUUUAGUAUUUAUUGUUGCUGACUUAGUCUUCCUUUUUUUUCCCCCUAUUCUGUAUUGCCAUUAUUGCCUUUGCAUUUUCUGUUAAGCAAGAUGGUUUAACUAAUAAAACCUGCAGGCUACCAGCCAACACUGGUCUUAGCUGUACAGUAAAGUCAGUUUUAGGAAAUACAUUUGUACUCAGCUUUUGUCUAUGCAAGAGAACAUAGAUAUUAGUAAUAAAAGCAGAGCACAAUUUUAGGAAUAUAAUUAGAAGAUACAUCUGUGAGGAAAAUUGAUGGGUUUUGUCUUUUCCAUAUAGUUUCAAAUUGUAGUACUUUAUUACUGGUACUGGUCCCUUUUCAUUGCAUAGACUUCUUCAGAAAUUAGAACUAUCAAUUAGGUUCUUUCACAAGUUUUCCUGACCAUAGUCAGGAUGAAUAUUCAAAACAGGAAUUAAGACCAGUAAAACAUCGUAAUGUUUUAGAUUUGGUGCUGAUUCAGGUCCCAGGCUGUGAGGUUUGAAGGGUGAUGGUCAUUGAAUCCCAUCUAUUGGCAGCACAUGGAGCUAGGGAACUCUUGACUUUUGUCCUUCCAAGGGGAGGUGAGGGGAGUCAAGAGGCAGAAGGUACCUGUUCCAUAGGGGAAAUGCUACUUCUGGGCAGUGAAAGAGAAUGUAACCAUUAUACCAUCUUAUCAGCUGCACUCAAUCAUGAGGGUGCUUAGACUGCAUGACUCAAAAUAUCAGGGAUCAAAACCCAAAAGUCACUUGAUAACGCAUGUAAAUGAUGAUGAAAUAGGAAAUACUUCACAAAGGCGCAGGAGGCAUUAGCCAGCCUCCUACUGGGAUGAGGCUUGGAGGAGGGCAGGAGGCCUGUGGCCUGUGGCUUCUCCCAGCCCUUGCAUCCUAUUCCCCACAUUUGUGCAGGCAAGCUGGAGUGCUGCUGCCUGACAAGGAAUUCCAUGGAAAAAUGGUAUUUGUUCAGAGACCCUGAGCCCGGAACAAAUGGCUCAAGAGACGCAGUAUACCACAGGGAAAACACUGGUGGCAUCUGCUGAACUACAUGUGAAGAGGUACUUCUCUGAGGAACAUGUCAGGCCUGCUCUGAAAACUGUACCUUCUUGUUCGCUGGUGGAACGAGUUAAUGCUGCUUAAAAGCAAAAUUAAGUACUUGAAUUACUGUCUUGAAGUCGGGCAGAGAUAGGAGUCAGCCUGAACUGCUUUUUUAGGAAAUACAACUUGAAAGUAAUUGCUAGUCCAAACUUGAAUAUAAAUUUCAUGGAACAUGAACAACUUUUGAAAUAUUGACUGAACAAAGCCUUAAUGUGGUAACUUCUUAUAUUUAGCUAAUGUUUUCAGCUGUUUACUUGGUCUUGGAAUGGUAGACGGUACCUUUUUUGAUUUUAAAGGCAUUAGCUUCAAAUGUUUACAUUUUUACUAGUAUUGUGAUUUUUUUUUCCUAUGAUAAUAAAACUAACAUUUUAUAGAGGUUUGUACAUAUUUGGAAAUGCUGUCCUAGUAUUCACAGGUGAUAGGUAAUUAAUGCAGAUUGCCUUAAUAGAAAAAUGCAGAUUUGGACACUAACGUAUUGUGAAAUGUUAGAACAGAAAUCUUCCUUUUUAUUUUUUGCUGCUAGCAUAUUGUCGUUCUUUUAAAAUAUGCAAGUGAAAUUAAAAACGUUUCUAGAAUGAAAGGGGUUUGCUGUAGUUUUCUUCAAUCUGUAACUACAUUAAGCUUUGCUCCCGUGUAUAAACCCUGGGUGAUGGCUACUGUAAAAUCAGAGAGCUCAGGGAUAGCUACUUUUGCCCUGGGCCUGUUGUUACUGUGCCCCUCUAGGCUUGAACUGGCAACAGCAAACAGUAUCAGCCUCAGUUUUCUGAACUAGAGGAAGGGAGGAAAAACCAUUUAACUGGCCGAGCAGUCAGUGCUGGCUGCCAUGCAUUUACUCAGCAGAUGGGUCGCUGUGUGUAUAGGUAAAGUCAGAAACGUUACCCGAGAAGCACCUUGUUUCCACAACAUUUUAGUUCAGGUGCUAUCUUACUUCUCUCAUGGACUUUCAGGAAAACACGCCAUGAAGCAGAUUUACGUCAUUUCUGUCUGCUUUGUAAGGUGGCUUUAUAAAUGAACCACUGGCACUACUGAUCCCAUCCAUUAAUUGUUUUUCCUUUCACAGGCAGCCUUGUGCUGAAGGGGAGCUCCUGUUUGCCUCACUGGCUGGAGCUCAGUGUGGCUUUGCUAAUUCAAAGCCAACUGUGCCGCAAAAGUUUUAUAACUUUUGGCCCAGUUAUAAAAUAACUGUAAUAAAUGUAGAGGGAAUUGCUAGAUAUUUUAAUUUUGGGAUAUUUGACUGAUUUUAAGAGUCCAUAAAAAAACAAAGUGGGAUUCAUAAUUGCAAGGCAAGGCAAUGCAGAUGAGUGAUUUAAUGAAAGUCUUGCUGCAGCUAAAGCUGCUGCAGUUUGCUUUAAGGGAUCAUGGUAAUGUAAGAUAUGGUGAUCAUUUCAUAUAACCAU